Messenger RNA from Photinus pyralis (common eastern firefly), 808 nucleotides. Its product is annotated as protein FAM166C A-like. The transcript is spliced from 4 exons. Bases 171 to 773 code for a protein of 200 amino acids. NCBI's taxonomy places the organism in Eukaryota, Metazoa, Arthropoda, Insecta, Coleoptera, Lampyridae. The record is from RefSeq and is a predicted model, not a curated record.
UGUUUAACCGGUCUCGUGGUAACGGCACAUCCGGGUUAUGACGUGGAUCCAAGCAUUCACAAAAUUGACAAGUAUGACGUAUACAUUGCAACAAUUUUUUUAUACAUAAAAAACGUAAUCAAAUUCCUGUCCAAAUUCAAAAUUAACAGUACUAUUUAUAUCAAUAAAAAAUGGGUGGAGACAUUCAAUUAUCCGACAUGAAAGCAACUUACUACCCUCCGUCAAUACAGCCAGCAUUUAUGGGCGCUCACCCACCAAUUAAAAACGGCUACGGAUCAUUGGCAGAAUCCGCACAUCUCAGCUAUUUUCAAAAUUACAGAAACGAAAACUUAAGCAAAAUGCAGAUGCCCCCCUACGAAUGGGGAAUGAUGACCACUCCCUACAGCCCCCGCCCCGAUAUAGUUGCAGGAGGCAAAAAGACUAAUUGGAGUAGAAUCCUGCAUACUCCUAGCCAACCCAUUACUUUUCUUGAUGUUGGCCGACAAAAGGAAAUUGAUGAUUUUUAUAAGCUGUGCCAAAUGCACAGAGAUCAAUACAGAGAUCAUUCAGGACGUUUGCAUCCAUUAAACUACUUUAAAUUACCGGACUAUUGCUACCAGUGUCCAAAAGACCUUACAAGCACAUACUUAAAAUUCCCACAACAUUAUGUCAAAUACAAGGAUCCACCUGUUUUACCAAUAACACUGGAGAGGAGUUACAGGAGUCCAUCUUUGCCCCAAAGAGCGUUAACUGGUCGUUAUGCACCAAGCAGUGAUAACAGCUAUAAAAGAUGAAAUCUGCUAAACAUUUAUUGACUAUAUAACAGUCG